AUGUACACGCUAUGCGACAAUACGUGGCACACCGUCGCCGUUAAAGUCUCCCGCGGGAGCUUAUCGCUUUCGCUGGACGCUGGACCCGAGUUGAAAGGGGUCGCGACCGGCACGUUGAUCGAUGACGUCACAGAUGCCCCGUCAGUUGUCACUCCGCUGUACAUUGGAGGGUUACCUGAAGGCAUAAUGGAGUUGGGUGACAAUGGGCGCGAGAACUUCAAAGGCUGCAUUCGGGACGUGGUGGCGCUUGGCCGUAAACUUGAGUGGGCAAAAAUGCAAACACUGCAUAAUGUAUUGCUGGAUUCGUGUCCUCUUGCAUAAAGAAGGCUGUUACUAUUAUCCUGUGAUUGGCUAUAGUCACGGAAGGCGUCUCCGUGGCAAUGAUAAAAUUGAGAAUAUGACAAUGAACAGGGCAAGGUGAUUUUUGGGUACUUAUCGAACAGAAAGAAAAUUGGAACAUACUCUAAUUUAAAGUACUGUUGAAGUGAGACAAAUUGCACCCCUUAAUUAAAAAAAUAACGUACCGAAUAUUUGACUUUUGACUGUUGCCCAAAUAUGGCAUAAUUUCAGGGUUCGAAAUAAUAAUUAUCAAUGAUAAUUAUCAUGACAAUUAUCACAAUUAAUCUCAAUAAAUAUACCUUAAUAAAUCAAUUGGAACAACAAAAUGCUACCACUCGCAAUGUCGUGGCCUAUGUUUAUAUCAGAGACGUAAACAAAUGUGUUAAAUAUCAAUCUUAAAUAAAUCACAAACCAAUUCUUUUUCCCAGAGAUUUUUCUUCGCGUUUAUUUAGUUUUCUCACUGUUUGUAAUUUUAGUCAAAAAUUGAAGAGAAUACUAGAAAUCAACGUAGA
This is a messenger RNA of Hyposmocoma kahamanoa, 851 nucleotides long. RefSeq names its product laminin subunit alpha-1-like. Lineage: Eukaryota; Metazoa; Arthropoda; Insecta; Lepidoptera; Cosmopterigidae. The transcript is spliced from 3 exons. Bases 1 to 321 code for a protein of 106 amino acids. The record is from RefSeq and is a predicted model, not a curated record.